This is a messenger RNA of Penicillium atrosanguineum, 384 nucleotides long. RefSeq names its product BolA family protein. The record is from RefSeq and is a predicted model, not a curated record. NCBI's taxonomy places the organism in Eukaryota, Fungi, Ascomycota, Eurotiomycetes, Eurotiales, Aspergillaceae. The transcript is spliced from 3 exons. The coding region runs from base 1 to 384 and encodes 127 amino acids.
AUGCUCACUCGCACCCUCCCCGGCCUCCUCCCGCGCCGCCUGUUCUCCGUCUCCGCGAAAAUGGCCUCCACAACCCCGAUGGAAGAUUUGAUGCGCGACAAGAUCGCUACCGCCUUCACCCCCUCUACCCUCGUUAUCCGCAAUGACUCCCACAAGCACGCGCACCACAAAGCAAUGGAGGGUGUCGCCUCGAAGGAGACCCAUUUCCAUGUCACGAUAAUCUCGGAUGCCUUUGAGAAGAAAAUGCAGCCCGCGAGACACCGUAUGGUCUAUGCCUUGUUGAAGGAGGAGAUGAGUCAAGAGGGUGGCAUUCACGCGCUGCAGCUGAAGACUCAGACUCCGGCGGAGGAGACGAGGCAGAAGGAGAGGGCGGCGCAGGCUUGA